AUGAUAAAGAGAAAAAUUUCGAAAUUUACUCCGUUUGAUCGAGUAUUGGAUGGAUUAGAAUAGGAAGAACUUAUUGAUGAAGAUGUUAACAUGAAAAUCAUCAAAGUUUACAAUCGAAAGAAAAAUAACAAAAUGUUUCUUUUAGAGAGGUUGAUCUCAAAUGAAAAGGAACACUUAAAGUACAUAGAUGAAAUUCACAAAUAUGAAAUAAUUAAUGCUGAUGGAUUAUUAUGCAUAGACAAAUGGGUACUUAUUAUUUAUUAACAGACAUAUGAUAUGUUGAUUGAUUAAAAUUUAAACAAACUUUACAAAUUCAUCUUAGUGUUUGACACCUAUUCGUAGAAUUUAAAUCAAUACCUAGAGAAUAUCCAAGUAAUCUAAUAUAGAUAAUUUAGUCCAAAAAAAUUUAAUUACUAAAAGAGGACAUCGUUGUGUUCUUUAGAGCAAUUAUUUUGUCAAUUAACUAUUUACAAUAACAAUAAAUUAUAGCAUUUAAUCCUGUUACAAUGUCAUGCAUUUUGAUUUGUUCAGAUUCAUGUAUGAAAUUUAAUUGCAUACCAAUAUUAUUAACUCAACAUGCUUUAGAAAAAGCCAGAAAGGAAAGCUUACUUUAUCAAGCGCCUGAAUUAGUUAAGGAUGUUAAAAAUAUUAAUCAUAUCUAUUCCCAAGCCGUCUAUUCUCUAGGACUAAUAUUUAUAUAACUCUUUCUAUUAAAACACAUAGAUCAAUUGAGGAAAUAUGAGGAUAUUAAAUUAAGUAUCAAAGAAAUUUAAAUGAAAUACGGAGACACUUACAAAUCAUAUUUAGAAAGUAUGGUAGAAUAGGAUCCACAUAAAAGAAUUAAAUUAUAAGAGUUAUGCUAAAUAUUGUCCAUUCAAGAACCCUAAAAGUAGAUUAAGGACAACUUAAAAAUUACAUUUUCUGAGACUUUUGAGUACUAUCGGAAAUAAUAUUCUAUCUUGAAUGUGCCAGAGCCUCGAUCUAUUGCAUAUGGAAUUCCUUGGAGCAGAAAUAUUAUUUAAUCCAACUUAUUUAAUAUGAAAAAUUACUUCCUGGAGUUACUAGACCUAUUUUAAUCAUAAUAGAUUUCAGAAUAGGCGGUGACUAUAAUAUUUGAGUAAUUUAGAGUAUUUGUGAUUGGAGGUAUGAAUACUCAUUUUGUUUAUGAAUUAAACGAUGAAGUACCAGCUCUGAAAGAAGUAACAUCAAUCCCUUCAUGCAACACUAAUAGAUGGGGCUUCGGAUAUGUAAUAUGUAGAUAAAUUAUUAUAUAUUAGAGAAAAUAAUUAGCUGUUGUAUAUUUGUUCUGGUUAUAGUGAUUAGCUAUUGACAGCCAACACAUUUUGCUAUAAUAUACAAACUUAGAAGUGGUAGAAAUUAAGUGAUUGUCAGAAGCCAGGUAUAGGUUGCACCUUAGUUUGCUAUAAUAAUUCAAGUAUUUUCAAAUUUGGAGGAAUUGAAAUUAAUAAUAAACCUCUUAAUUGUGUUGAAGAAUUUAAGAAUAAUGAAUGGCAAUUAAUUAAUUUUAAGAAACCUCACUUUAUUUUGCCUAACUUUAGCUUUGCUUAGUAGGUAAAUCCAACAUAGAUUUUCAUCGUUGGGGGGUACCUUGAUAAAGAGCAUAAUACAAAGGUUAUUGUAAUGAAUAUUGAUACGUAAGCUCAUCUAAUAGAUUCCAGAAAAGAUUAUACUUAUGUUGAAUUCGUAUUGAAUGAAUUUUUAGAUUAUGGAAAAUAUGGUCCUGUGGAAGCUAUGUAAAUAAGCAAUAACUAAUUAUUUUUAUUAUAAAAAAAAAAUGAAAAAUAUCAAUACUUAACUGUGUAGGAUUAAUCUGUGUUUGUUGAGUUGAGAAAGAUACACAUGUGA
Messenger RNA from Paramecium octaurelia, 1866 nucleotides. NCBI's taxonomy places the organism in Eukaryota, Ciliophora, Oligohymenophorea, Peniculida, Parameciidae. The record is from the annotation of a GenBank genome assembly.